Cuscuta europaea is the source of this 1871-nucleotide messenger RNA. The record is from the annotation of a GenBank genome assembly. Lineage: Eukaryota; Viridiplantae; Streptophyta; Magnoliopsida; Solanales; Convolvulaceae.
GAGCACAACUCACUCUCAACCUCUGAUCCUUAAUCUUCCCCUACUGCGCUUCAGCUCAAGUCUCUCUUCUGUCAUGUAUAAUGUAACGACUUCAUUACCGUCGACAUCGCAUUGCUUGGACGACAUCGCACUCGCCGACGCACUGCCUGGACGGCGUCGCCACUCGCUAACGCACUGCCUGAACGGCGUCGCCACUCGCUGACGCACUGCCUGGACGGCGUUGCCACUCGCUGAUGCACCGCCAAGACGACAUCUCCACUGUCGAACGCUGCUUAGGACCUCAGGUCCUUGCGACUUCAACCUAACCUAAUGAUUGACGAACUGAAUAGGGAGGAGGUUGGGGGGUCCCAGGGGGAGGGAAUAUAAGAGCUCAAACUGCUCUCGGUGGGAAUUGAACUCCUGAUCCACAGAAUGCAGCCAAAAGGACAUAAUUGGUGGUCUUGUGUUUGCCGGUGCUCUUUGUUGUAAUGCUUAAUUGAAUGCAAAGCUACAACUUUUUUCAAGUAUUGACUCAUAUGAAGGUUGAGGCUAGAGCUUGCUACCUGUGCUUGUUGAUCGGGCGAUCAUCUCGGAGGGGAAGACUUGAAAUGGACGGUGGUGGUAAGGUUACGAGAAGGAACCCGACGGGCCGUGCACCGGUGGGGACCGGGCAGGGGAGCCGUGGGGCCUCUAGAGUGUCUAGAGGGGCGAGCCGUGGAGGCCGAUCGCACUCUGUGAGCGACGGCCAUGUUAACACCGAGGAUGAAACCUACUGGUCCUAUGAGGACUCGACUUACCAGCCGGAGACCGAGCCGGUUGAGACCCCUUACGAAGGGGAUGAUGAUGAUAUGAGUGAUGAAGAUGGGGAGAAUGACUCCCUAGCAAGAAUUGAGACGCUGCUCUAGCAAUACCAGCGGGAGCGCGAAGAGAGGAGGGAACGCCGAAGGCGCCGAGGGGGGCAAACUUCGGGUAGGACUUCAAGAGGAAGAAGCCAUGGUGACUCUAGGGCCCACAUUGAACCACGUGGGGGCCGGGGUGAUGGAGGUCCAAUCAUAAGGAUCUCAAAAUUUCUCAAGGAGGCGAGGGACUUGGGGUGCAAACCCUUCAAUGGAACGGGUGACAUCUCGGUCGCCGCGGAAUGGAUCAAGAGACUGAACGAAGCAGCCCUUGAUAUGCAACUCACCCCCGAGUUUAAACUCAGGGUGGCGGUGAGAUUGCUUGAAGGGAUGGCAUCCACAUGGUGGGACGGGGCCAAGGGCAAGUAUGGCAGGACCGUGACUUGGGAGAAUUUCCGACAGGAGUUCUUUGCCCAAUACUAUUCCGAUUUUGAGGUGAACGCUAAGAGGAGAGAGUAUACCCUCCUGACCCAGGGUGGCAAAAUGACGGUGAGGCAACUUGAACACAAAUUCAGGGAGCUGGCGGAGUUCAUACCGGAGUAUGUCUGUGAUGACGGCAACACAAUUGCCCAACAUGACCUUCAGUCAAGUAGUUGAGCAGGGGUUGAAAGGAGAGAAGGAAUGGGAAGAAAGAAAGAUGAAAAACAUGAUGCAUUGGUACAACUAAUUUGAUGUCACUGUAAGGUCUUUUUCUAUUAGUAUAUGUAUAUAUCACAAAAUAACAUGAUGCAUUGGUAUCACAAAAAUCCUUGUUACAUAUGUAUCACAGUUCGCUAUGAUGUUUAUAUGUCAUAAUUUUGUGACACAAAAGUGACUUGUUAACGGUGACACUAAAUUUUGCGUCACUAGCCCCGCUUUUCUGUGACACUUUCAGAGUGUCACUAAAUCUUUUAGUGACACUAAUUUAAUGUCACCAUAAGCCAUUUUUUUUACUAGUGUAAUUAGCACUGAAACUUUCCAGAAAGAUUUCAUCCACUAUUUCUUUGUAAAUAUAAU